AUGGGUACAUCGAACGCUGGCAAUGAUGAUCGACAACUUGAAGAAUGCUACAGCAAACCAAUCUCAGCGUGUUGUUCCUCCCUCCCUGAGAGGAUAGCAAAAGUCCCCCCCACGGCAAAUCGUUGUAUGAUUGAGAAUUCAGUGAUGAACCUGUUGAGUUCGUUCACCUAA
Laccaria bicolor S238N-H82 is the source of this 171-nucleotide messenger RNA. RefSeq lists its product as uncharacterized. The coding region runs from base 1 to 171 and encodes 56 amino acids. The record is from RefSeq and is a predicted model, not a curated record. The transcript has a single exon. Lineage: Eukaryota; Fungi; Basidiomycota; Agaricomycetes; Agaricales; Hydnangiaceae.